Anopheles funestus (African malaria mosquito) is the source of this 1055-nucleotide messenger RNA. RefSeq names its product tRNA (cytosine(38)-C(5))-methyltransferase (gene Mt2). The record is from RefSeq and is a predicted model, not a curated record. Bases 24 to 1040 code for a protein of 338 amino acids. The transcript has 2 exons. Gene Ontology annotation, molecular function: methyltransferase activity. Lineage: Eukaryota; Metazoa; Arthropoda; Insecta; Diptera; Culicidae.
UCAAUUUCCACGCUUGCAAAACCAUGGAAGAUACGAAAGAAAAUACAUGCCGAGUGUUGGAACUUUUCAGUGGCAUUGGUGGAAUGCGAAUGGCAUUGGAGCACGCCAGCAAAGCUUUUACCAUCGAAUCAGCGAUCGACGUGAAUCCAAUCGCAAACGCAGUUUACAGCCAUAACUUUGGCGAAAAAACAGUCCGCAAUGGAAACAUACUCAGCCUGAGUGGAGCGAAAAUUACCAAACUAAAUGUUAACACAAUACUAAUGUCACCGCCAUGCCAACCGUUCACAAGGAAUGGGAAAUUCAACGAUAUCAAUGAUCAUCGGUCCGAUCCGUUUCGGCACAUUUGCGAUCUGCUAGAUAAGAUACCGCUAGUACGCUUCAUUUUGAUGGAAAAUGUUAAAGGAUUUGAAAAAUCACAAGCAUGCCAAAUGUAUAAAACCCGUUUGGAGGAGGCAGGUUUCCAUUACCAGGAAUACAUUUUAUCACCGCAUCAAUUUGGUGUGCCCAACACUAGACACCGGUACUAUUGUGUCGCGAAACGUAAGGGAACUGAAUUUAAAUGGAAAAGUGAAGAAAUUAUUGUUCAACAACAGGGUGACCACGGUGCCCAGCAAACUAGUAUAGGAACAGUAGUGGAACAGCACUUACCGGAGCCGGAACCGUAUGCAUUGAAAAGUGCAGCGCUAUUAAAACAUCUUCCACUGAUGGACGUUUGUACGCCGGAAUCAACCAAUUCUAUGUGUUUCACGAAAGCAUAUACACACUACGCGGAAGGGACCGGUUCCGUAUUCUGUCCCCUAUCGAAGGAGGAAUUUGACAAAAUUUAUUCCCGCGCAAUGAGUGUUGAAGAUGACGAUCGGAAGUUAGCUCUGCUGCAGGAACUUCGCGUGCGAUAUUUUACUCCGGGAGAAGUGGCUCGAUUGAUGAGCUUUCCGGAACAAUUCAGCUUUCCGGAUAGCGUUACAAAUAAGCAACGUUAUCGUCUGCUGGGCAAUAGUAUCAACGUGCUUGUCGUCGGUAUGCUGCUGCAGGAGCUGUAACAACACAAAACAAAU